Molecule: messenger RNA, 1092 nt
Organism: Alternaria hordeiaustralica
Lineage: Eukaryota; Fungi; Ascomycota; Dothideomycetes; Pleosporales; Pleosporaceae
Exons: 1
Coding region: 1-1092 (363 amino acids)
Biological process (GO): mRNA splicing, via spliceosome
Cellular component (GO): post-mRNA release spliceosomal complex; U2-type spliceosomal complex
Source: RefSeq, a predicted model, not a curated record
AUGCAGGGCUUCAACAUGGGGCGGUACUACCCGCCCGACGCCUCGAACCCACCCAGCUUCAACAACUCCUCCCACCCGCUCGGCAAACGCGCCAACAAGAUCACCCAAGGCAUCCUAACCGUCCGCUUCGAACUCCCCUUCGCUGUAUGGUGCAACCACUGCACCCCACCCGCCAUAAUCGGCCAAGGCGUCCGUUUCAACGCCGAAAAGAAGAAAGUAGGAAACUACCACACCACCCCAAUAUGGAGUUUCCGCAUGAAGCACAGCGCGUGCGGCGGGUGGUGGGAGAUCCGAACCGAUCCACAAAACAGCGAAUACGUAGUCGUUGAGGGGGCGCGACGCCGCGACUAUGGACCUACUGUGAAAGACGAUACAGCGGAUGGCGAGCUGAAGUUCCUGACAGAGGAGGAGAGGCAGAAGAGGCGGGACGAUGCUUUUGCGAAUCUAGAAGGCAAGAUGGAGGAUAAGGGGAUUGAGAAGAAGAAUAGGGAGAGGGUGGAGGAGCUGUAUGAUAAAGCGGAGGUUUGGCGGGAUCCGUACGAUGUCAAUGCGAAGUUGAGGGAAGUGUUCCGUGGGAAGAGGAAGGUGUGGAAGAGGGAGGAUAGGCAUAAGGAGGAUAUGCAGGAGAAGUUUAGUUUGGGGCUGGAUAUUGUGGAUGAGACGGAGGCGGAUAGGACGAGGGCUGGGCUUGUGGAGUUUGGUGCUAAGGAUGUGGGUGACGGUGGGGGGUUGGAAGGGUUGGCGUGGAAGCCGCUGUUUGGGGAGGCGGAGGGGGAGGAUAAGAAGGAUGGGGAGGCGGUGAGGAAGACGAGGAAGCUUAAGGCGGAGGUUGCGAAAGAGAAGUCGAGGCUGGGGUUGCAGCAGACGCUGGUGGGCAAUACGAGGGCGGUGGUUGAUCCGUUCCUGAACAAAGAGGCUCCGGCGACACCGAGAGUCAAUCUCGGCAUACUGAAGAGGAAGAGAGACCCUGAGACGAAAGACCCAGUUGCGAUCUCGUCGCCAUCGGGUCAAGAGAAGGAAAAGACGGAUACCGCGGUGCCGAUGAAGAAGCAGGCCUUGCUUGGGGCGUUGGUGGGUUACGACUCGGAUUGA